Molecule: messenger RNA, 1593 nt
Organism: Plutella xylostella (diamondback moth)
Lineage: Eukaryota; Metazoa; Arthropoda; Insecta; Lepidoptera; Plutellidae
Gene: Rcd5
Product: microspherule protein Rcd5
Biological process (GO): positive regulation of transcription by RNA polymerase II
Cellular component (GO): NSL complex; MLL1 complex; Ino80 complex
Molecular function (GO): protein binding; G-quadruplex RNA binding
Source: RefSeq, a predicted model, not a curated record
CAAACUUUGGAACUCCUUGUCAAUGUCAAAUUAACAAAAAAAUACACAAACACGCAGCAGUAUUUGCAUUUUUUUCAAUUAAUUCUAUUUUCAGCAGCAAUUCUUCAUCCUAUUCAUGGAUUUCCCUGCUACUCCUUCGAACGCAUCGGACAGCAAUGAAUAUCCUGGAGCCAUACCAUCACCGCUUGAGAGUGCUCACGACAAUAUGAAACGGCGGAGCUCAUCUAGAUCAAUAAAGCGGCGCCGUUUCGACGAUGAGCUGGUGGAAUAUAGCUUGCACUUGCCGGGGGCUUCGUUGGGGAAAGGGGAUAAGAGGAUGCGUACUCAGUCGUACACCAGCUCGAUACCUGAGCCGCUGCCGGUGGCCCCGAGCACCCCGGUGACGCCCGCCGCGCCGCCGCCGCCGCCGCCCCCCGCACGCCGGGUCUCCAAGCCCUCCAUCAGUGGCAGCCUCGGCAGGAAGGCGCGGCGUAAAGGACAACUCAGUCAGUUGUCUACGAAGGAUCUCGGCCGAUGGAAGCCAACUGAUGAUCUGGCUCUCAUUUUGGGAGUUCAGCAGACAAAUGACUUGCGCACAGUGCACCGUGGCGUCAAGUUCUCAUGCCGCUUCACUGUGGGCGAGCUGCAGUCUCGCUGGUAUGCACUGCUGUACAACGCGGAGGUGUCCCGCGUGGCCGUGGCCGCCAUGAGGAACCUGCACCCGGACUUGGUUGCAGCCGUGCAGCAGCAGGCGUUGUACUCUAAUGCUGAGGAAGAGCUGCUUGGCACACUGGCUAGUAACUCCCACCCGGGCGUGGAGAAGUUCCAGGAGUUACUGGAGCAGAACCCGCAUGUGUUCUACCAGUCACGCUCCGCCAAGACGUUGCAGGCGCACUGGCAGCUGCUGAAGCAGUACCAGCUGCUGCCCGACCAGACUGUGCAACCACUGAACAAAGAUGAAGUGACGACAUUCUCCGAUGCUGAGGAGACAAUGAACGAUGCGGAGCUGCAGGACAUGAGGGAGGAUGGCAUGGACAUAGAGCUGCAGUUGGCUGACAGGGAGGAAAAGUACCAGAUCCGCCAGCUAGAGAACAGCUGGUCGCGCUGGCAGGUGCUGGUGCAGUCGGUGGCGGGCGCCGGCGCCGAGCUGGACAAGCACACGCUGGCCGUGCUGCGCGGCGCGCUCGUGCGCUACCUCAUGCGCUCCCGGGAGAUAGCAGUGGGCCGCAGCACCCGCGACCACUCGAUCGACGUGGACCUGAGCCUCGAGGGGCCGUCGGCGAAGGUGUCCCGGCGGCAGGCCACCAUCCGGCUGCGCAACAGCGGCGACUUCUUCAUAUCCUCGGAGGGGAAGCGGCCCAUCUUCAUCAACGGCCGGCCCGUGCUGCAGGGGAAUAAGGUCAAGCUCAACCACAACAGCGUCAUCGAGAUCGCGGGUCUCCGCUUCAUAUUCCUGAUCAACCAGGAGCUCAUCAGCGCCAUCAGACAAGAAGCCGUCAAAGUUAAUAUUCCAGUGUGAACUUGCCUUACUCAGUAUUACUUUAGAUAUUAAGUUUUCGUGUAUCUGUUAGCGCUCACAUACCGAAUUUUCAAUAUAAAAACUUUUAAGUGAAA